AUGGCAAAGCUGGGGGGGGGCGCCCUGCUCGGUCAGCCGGGACCCGUAUCUCCUACCGAGCGCUCCGGCGCGGACUCCUGCCCUCGCCAGGGCUCGGACAAGCUCGGCCCCCCCGGCUCCGAGCGCAUGAAUCCAAGAGACUGCAGAGCUACCCAGGUUCCGCCUAUGCAGAGCCGGGCCUGGGGCGGCCCCAGUGCGGGCGCCGCUCCGGGCCCUGGCUGGCGGCGGGAGGGAGCCGGGCUGAGGGGCUGCUCCGGCGGCCGGUCUCCGCCCAGGUGUGGCGGGGCUGGAGCCCGGGGCGGCGCCUCCUGCGUGGCAGGAUCCCGGCAGGUGUCCGGGAGCCGGAGCGGCGCCGCCAGCAUGGCCCGGGGGACGCGCUGGCUGCUGCUCGGCUGCGGCUUAUGCCUGGCGCUCGCCGUGAGGGACCUUACUGCCACAACAGCUGCCUCCCAAUCAAUCACAUCCACCCAGCACCCCCGCACUGCGACUACACCACCGCAGAGCCCCCAGGCUGCGUCCAGCCAGCACCCCGCCACCGCGACUACAUCACCGCAGAGCCCCCAGGCUGCGUCCAGCCAGCACCCCGCCACCGCAACUACACCACCACAGAGCUCCCUGGCUGCCUCCGGAGACACCUCCCUUUCCGCUGCCCCGGCUGACAACACCACUGCAUCCACGCAGUACAGAACCACAGCAGCAGCUCCAGCCUUGUCCAGAAACCCAGAAUCUGCUUCCAGCCCUCCCCUGUUCCCAGCCAGCCCCAGUUACACCAACACCUCCAGUACUCCUGCUGCCAGCUCCAGUGAGACCUACGCGACUGAGCAGCCGGAGCCCAACAGUGGCUCAACAGCCAGUGGCUCGGAGGUGCCUGUCCCGGAGCAGCCCGCGCUCUCCCAGAGACCCGGCCUGGUGGCCGCGAUCUGCCUCUUCACGGCCACCCUGCUCAUUGCCGCAGGCGGGGUGAUGGUGAAGCUCUGCCACAGGAGGGAGCCGGCGUUCAGGAAGCUGGACGAGGUGUCCAUGGGGACGAUGACCGAAGACUCGCCCUUCGCUCGCUACCCUCCCAAAUAACGGGUGUCUCCCCCGGCCCUGGCUGGAGCUGAGCCCAGCCUCGUGCUGGGGUAGGAAUCCGAACAUCUGUCCUGGCCACUCCAGCACCUCUCGGCCCGGCCCGGCCCGGCCUGGGUAAAGCUCCCCUACCACUCAGGGACUGCGCGGGAAUAAAGAGGCUGCUGGUU
Messenger RNA from Dermochelys coriacea (leatherback sea turtle), 1238 nucleotides. Its product is annotated as nuclear pore complex protein NUP62-like. The record is from RefSeq and is a predicted model, not a curated record. The coding region runs from base 1 to 1071 and encodes 356 amino acids. NCBI's taxonomy places the organism in Eukaryota, Metazoa, Chordata, Testudines, Dermochelyidae. The transcript is spliced from 5 exons.